UGGUCGGGCUGGGGCGGCAACGUGCUCAACAACCGGUGGGCGGCGCAGAACAGGAUCGUCUCGUCGGCCAAUAUCCCUUCCAUCGCCGACCACUGCACACUGGACUUUCCCGUCGGCGUCAGCGCCACCCCCGUCGUCUCGGGUGGUGCCGUCUUCUUUCCCACGUGGGAUGGCGCCUUCGUGGCCCUCGACUACGGCUCGUGCCGCGUGCUGUGGAGGGUCAACGUGACGGCCAUCAUCUACGGCUUCGCAACCCCGUCGGCCUUCCAGGCCCAGAACACCAGGCCCAUAUCCCGCACCAGCCCGCAGAUUGACGGCAACGUCGUCUACUUUGGCACCCUGACCCAUGCCCUGGUCGUCGCCGUCGACAAGGCCACCGGCCGCACCCUCGGCACGGUCCAGAUCAACCCGCACCCACUGGCCAUCGUCACCAUGUCGCCCACUUUCUUCGACGGCAAGCUGCUCGUCGGUGCCUCGAGUACUGAGGAGAACGUGCCGCUGAUCCCGGGCUACCACUGCUGCUCCUUCGCCGGCAACAUGGUGGCGCUGGCCUUUAACUCAGCCGCGCGCCGCUUCCGUGUCGUGUGGGACGUGCCAUCCAUCCCCCCGGCGCGCCAGCGCGAGGGCUGGGCCGGCGCCGCCUUCUGGGGCAGCCAGCCGGCCAUCGACGCAGGGCGCCGCCUGGCAUUCGUGGGCACGGGCAACGCCUACGCGGCAUCCAACGCGACGGUGCGGUGCCAGCUCGCCGCCGUGCCGCCCGACGUGCCCUACGUGUCCAACAACGACUCGUGCCUGCCGUCCGACGUGUGGCAGGACUCAGUGCUCGCCAUCAACGUCGACACCGGCCGCGUCAAGUGGGUCCACCAGCGCUACGGCGUCGACAUCUUCACCGCGGCCUGCGGCUACCCGGGCUUCGGCCCCCAAGACCCCGUCCUGUGCCCCGGCGUGCCCGGCCCUGACGCCGACUUUGGCAUGGCGCCCACCUUCGUCCCCGGCGCUCCCGGCGCUGCUGCAAAAGACAAGGUCGUGGUGGGCCGCAAGAACGGCGACCUGUACGCGCUGUCGGCGCUCGACGGCCGCGUGCUGUGGGCCACGUCGACCGGCCCCGGCGGCAUCACGGGCGGGCUGAGCUGGGGCAUCGCCGUCGACGACAGCCGCGCCUACUUCACCGUCAUCAAUUCCAACUACAAGACGUGGCGGCUGUCCCCGUCGGGCCCCACCACGGACCGCAGCGCCUACGGCGCCGUGUCGCUGGCCACGGGCGCCAUCCUGUGGCAGACGCCCGUCCCGGGCGCCGGCGCCCUCUCGCUCGGCCCGCCCACCGUCGUCGGC
Molecule: messenger RNA, 1332 nt
Organism: Lasiosphaeria miniovina
Lineage: Eukaryota; Fungi; Ascomycota; Sordariomycetes; Sordariales; Lasiosphaeriaceae
Product: quinon protein alcohol dehydrogenase-like superfamily
Exons: 1
Molecular function (GO): protein binding
Source: RefSeq, a predicted model, not a curated record